Trichobilharzia regenti is the source of this 6910-nucleotide messenger RNA. NCBI's taxonomy places the organism in Eukaryota, Metazoa, Platyhelminthes, Trematoda, Strigeidida, Schistosomatidae. The record is from the annotation of a GenBank genome assembly.
UGGAAUCAAAAACUAUUGAAACUUGAAAAUGGUGUUGGUGAAAUGCAAAUCUCAGCUAAAUCAUUUGAAGUACGUGAUGUACCAGCUUAUUUAGAUAUGAAAACAAUGCGACGUGGAAUGAAGACAACUAAACGUGUCUGGGAUUAUAUUAACAUGUUUAGAAGUUAUGUAACCAAUUGGAAAACAUCACGAUGGAAAGAAAUUGAUUUUGGGACUAUUGAUGAAGUCAUCCGUGAAAUUUCAAUGGAAAUACGUACAAUGGAUAAAGAAGUUCGUCAAUGGCCAAUGUUUCAAGGUUUAGAGGCUGAAUUAAAAGAUAUUAAUGCAUCAGUAACAGCUGUAAGAGAUCUACAAAAUCCUGCAGUCAAGUCUCGUCAUUGGACAGAAUUAAUGCAAGAAACUGGUCGUCUAAUAGAAAUCACUGAUACAACAACCCUAGCUGAUCUACUAUCAUUAAAUUUGCAUAAAUUCGAAGAAGAAGUACGCGCUAUUGUAUCAAAAUCAUUGAAUGAACAAAAAAUUGAACGUGAUCUUGACAAGAUUGAACAAGUAUGGAGUGAAAUGAAAUUUGAAUAUGAUACACACGAUAGAACAGGUUUGAGUUUACCAAAACAAACAGAUUAUUUAACUACAACCCUUGAAGAAAUACAAGUUAAAGUAUUAGAUAUGUUAGGCAAUCGAGAUAAUGCCUAUUAUAUUGAUAAAAUUAAUUAUUGGCAUAAAACUCUAUCCCUUACUGACCAGGUACUCGCUAUCUGGUUUGAAACACAACGUGUAUGGUCUGGUUUAGAGUCAAUAUUUGUUCUAUGUGAUGAUAUCAAAGCGAAAUUGCCGAAAGAUACAGAAUUAUUUAUGUCACUGGAUAAAGAUUUUCGUGUUCUAAUCGAUGAGAUACAAAAAUUACUCACUGAUAUCCAAAAGGUACGAGAUGGUCUGGCGAUUUGUGAAAAGGCUUUAGCUGAUUAUCUAGAGACAAAACGUCUAGCCUUUCCAAGAUUUUAUUUUGUCUCACAGAAUGAUGUGACUGAUAUUGUUAGCAAUGGAAAAGUCCCGCUGAAAGUGAUACGUCAUUUAUCAAAAUUAUUUGAUAGUAUUUGUAGUCUAACAUUUGCCAAUCCUGAAGCUACAAUUAAACAUGCUACGCAUAUGAUUGCUAAAGAUAGUGAAGUAGUGAAAUUCACAAAAUCAUUUGAUUUACAAGGUCAAGUUGAAGAAUGGUUAAAUAAACUGUUAGAUGAAAUGCGCAACACUCUGCGUCACAUUCUUGCAGAUGCAGUCAGUGCUUAUGAAGAGAAACCAAGAGAUCAAUGGAUAUUUGACUAUCCGGCGCAGAUAGCUUUAACCGGUUCACAAAUCGGUUGGAAUAGUGAAGUGUUGAUUGCAUUUGCUCGACUAGAAGAAGGCUUAGAGAAUGCAAUGAAAGAGUAUAAUAGAAAACAAAUUGCCCAACUGAGUACAUUAAUACAAAUGCUAUUAAUUGAUCUAUGGGAUGAUAAAUCACACGAUUGUUUUGCUAAUAUCUGUGAUGCACAAUUUCGUUAUGCUUAUGAAUAUUUAGGCAAUACACCAAGACUGGUCAUUACACCGUUAACUGAUCGAUGUUAUAUCACACUGACACAAUCACUGCAUUUAUGUAUGAGUGGUGCACCUGCUGGACCAGCUGGCACGGGGAAAACAGAGACAACAAAAGAUUUAGGCCGUGCACUAGGCAUUAUGGUCUAUGUGUUCAAUUGUUCUGAACAAAUGGAUUACAAGUCAAUUGGUAAUAUUUACAAGGGAUUAGCACAGACUGGUGCAUGGGGAUGUUUUGAUGAAUUCAAUCGGAUAGCAGUGGAAGUUUUAUCUGUUGUCGCUGUACAAGUGAAAUGUAUUCAAGAUGCAAUCCGGUUGAAGAAGGAGAAAUUCAAUUUUCUUGGUGAAGUAAUACCACUUGAUCCAGCUGUUGGUCUUUUCAUUACAAUGAAUCCAGGUUAUGCUGGUCGAACAGAACUGCCUGAGAAUUUAAAGGCAUUGUUUAGACCAUGUGCUAUGGUAGUGCCAGAUUUUGAAUUGAUUUGUGAAAUUAUGCUUGUAGCUCAAGGAUUUCUAGAGGCAACUAUAUUGGCGCGUAAAUUUAUUACACUAUAUGAAUUAUGCAAAGAAUUACUUUCGAAACAAGAUCAUUAUGAUUGGGGUUUAAGAGCUAUUAAAUCAGUGUUGGUUGUAGCUGGUGCAUUGAAACGUGGUAAUCCUGAACACACUGAAGAUUCCGUGUUAAUGCGUGCUCUACGAGAUUUCAACAUACCUAAAUUAGUCACUGAAGAUAUGGCUGUAUUUUUAGGUCUUAUAUCUGACUUGUUUCCAAAUUUAGAUGCAUCGCGUAAACGUGAUUUAAAUUUUGAAGCAAAUGUAAAAGCAGCUACUGAAGAUUUAGGCUUACAACCAGAGGAUUCAUUUAUCUUGAAGGUUGUUCAAUUACAAGAACUUUUUGAAGUUAGACAUUCUGUAUUUAUUGUUGGCAAUGCUGGAACGGGUAAAUCACAAGUAUGGAAAACACUUAAGCAUACAUUUAAACUGCAAAAACAGAAACCUGUCGCUAUUGAUUUAGACCCAAAAGCAGUAACAAAUGAUGAGUUAUUCGGUGUUAUCAAUCCAGCAACACGUGAAUGGAAAGAUGGUUUAUUUUCUGUUAUAAUGAGAGAUUUAGCCAAUAUGACAGGGAAAGAUCCAAAAUGGAUUGUACUUGACGGAGAUAUUGAUCCAAUGUGGAUUGAAUCAUUGAAUACUGUUAUGGAUGAUAAUAAGGUGUUAACAUUAGCCAGUAAUGAGCGUAUCCCGUUAACGGAUAGUAUGAGAUUACUAUUUGAAAUUAGUCAUUUGAAGACAGCUACACCAGCGACUGUAUCACGUGCUGGUAUCCUAUACAUUAAUCCAGGAGAUUUAGGCUGGACACCAUUUGUACACAGUUGGUUAGAUGAUCGAGUGAAAAUGAAGAAAACUCUAUCGAUUAGUGAAAGACCUGCACUGUCAAUCUGUUUUGACAAGUAUGUUUCACCAUGCCUUGAAAUUGUUCGUUAUCGAAUGAAACGUAUUACACCGAUACCUGAUUUAGCUCAUAUUCAAAUGUUAUGCUAUCUACUUGAAUGUAUAUUGGACAUACAAAGUAAAUCAAAAGAUACACGUGAAUUUACUAAAGAAAAUUAUGAAAUGUUAUUUGUCUUCUGUUGUGUUUGGUCAUUUGGUGGAUGUUUAUUUAAAGAUCAAUUGUGUGAUUAUCGUGUUGAAUUUUCAAAAUGGUGGCUGAAUGAAUUUAAACAAGUGAAAUUUCCAUCCGGUGGUACUAUAUUCGACUUUUUUUGGAGUUUAACAACACGAAAAUUUGAAAGUUGGUCAACACGUUUAACAAAAUGUGAACUAGAUCCUGAUAUACCAUUACAAGCUGCUUUAGUUCCCACAGUGGAAGUUGUUCGAUUACGUUUCUUCUUAGAUCUACUCAUUGAAGCUGGACAUCCUGUUAUGUUGGUUGGUUCAGCUGGAACUGGGAAAUCUGUUAUCCUACAGGAUAAAUUUUCAAGUUUAUCUGAAGAAUAUCUUGUGAAGAGUAUACCAUUCAAUUUUUAUACAACAAGUUUAAUGUUACAAGAAGUGUUGGAUAAAAGUUUAGAGAAAAAAGCUGGUAUGAAUUAUGGUCCACCAGGACAGCAUAGACUCCUCUAUUUCAUUGAUGAUUUAAAUAUGCCAGAGGUUGAUCAAUAUUUCACAGUUCAACCACAUACACUUAUUCGUCAACAUAUAGAUCAUAAACAUUUUUAUGAUAGACAAAAGUUAACCCUAAAAAAAGUGAGUAAAACUCAAUAUGUAGCUGCUAUGAAUCCAACAGCUGGUAGUUUUACAAUCACAUCACGACUGCAGCGUCAUUUUUCAGUAUUUGCUCUAAGUUUUCCUGAUGAGAAUGCUGUGAAAACAAUCUAUUCAACGAUAUUAAAGCAACAUUAUAUACGGAAUAGUUUUCCAUCCGCAGUAAUACGUGCAGUUGAUAGUCUAGUUGAAGCCUGUAUGAUUGCACAUGAUAAAAUAUCAGCUGUAUUCUUGCCAACAGCUAUUCGUUUUCAUUAUUUAUUUAAUUUACGUGAUUUAACGAAUAUAUUUCAGUGUCUUCUGUUUGCUCAACCUGAUGUCUUCCCGACUGUAAUCUCUGUUAUCCGACAAUAUCGUCAUGAAGCGAUCCGUGUUUACACUGACAAAAUGAUUGAUAUGAAUGAUGUUGAAACAGCUUUGAAACAUAUCACAUUUGGUAUUACUAAUCAAUUCCCUGAUAUAUCAAUUCAUCAGAUAACAAGUGAACCUCUCCUGUAUUGUAGUUUCAAUAAAGGUUUAUCCGCUGAACGACAAUACGGGCCUGCAUCCUCCCUGGAAGAAAUUAGUGAUAUUGUUGUUAAUGCAUUGAACAAUUACAAUGAUACAUUUGCUGUUAUGAAUUUAGUAUUAUUUAGUGAUGCUGUGAUACAUGUGUUAAGAAUUUGUCGAAUAUUAGAAAUGCCGAGGGGUAGUGCUUUACUCAUUGGAAUCGGUGGUUCUGGUAAACAGUCGCUAUCACGUUUAGCUGCAUUUAUCUCAGGAUUUUAUUUAUCACAAAUAGUUUUGCGUAAGGGCUACUCACAGAAUGAUUUAAGAGCACAUCUUGCCCAAUUGUAUAUUAAAGCAUCAUUGAAGAAUAUGCCGUAUGUAUUUUUAAUGACUGAUGCACAGGUUGCAGAUGAACGCUUUCUCGUCUAUGUGAAUGAUUUCUUAGCCUCAGGUGAAAUACCAAAUCUUUUUCAAGAUGAAGAUUUUGAUCAGAUUAUACAAGGUAUUCGAUCAGAAGUUAAAGCAAUGGGAAUUAUUGAUACAAAUGAAAAUUGUUGGAAAUACUUUAUAGAUAAGACACGAAAAAUGUUACGUGUUAUUUUAUGCUUCUCUCCGGUUGGUGAUAAACUUCGUCUAAGAGCAAGACGUUUCCCAGCCCUGGUUAAUUGUACAUGUAUUGAUUGGUUCCAUGAAUGGCCACAAGAAGCCUUACUGUCUGUUUCAGAAAGAUUCUUAGAAGAUUGUCCAGGUUUAUCAGAUGAAGUACGCAAAUCUGUUAGCCAAUACAUGGCAUACGCGCAUACAACAGUCAAUGAAUUAAGUCAACAAUACCUCCAGAAAGAACGACGUCAUAACUAUACAACACCAAAAUCAUUUCUAGAACAAAUUAGUCUAUACAAACGUAUGGUUGGUGCACAGAUCGAUGAGUUACAACACAAGAUUGAACGUUUAGUCAAUGGUUUAGAACGACUAAAAAGUGCUGGUGAACAAACUAGUGAAUUAAAAGUUCAACUGGCUGAACAAGAAAUUAUUGUCAAUGAAAAAACUGAAAAUGCCAAUAAACUAAUUAUUGUUGUUGGUAAAGAAACUGAAAAGGUGACAGCUGAAAAAGAAAUUGCCGCUGAAGAAGAAGCAAAAGUCAGUGUUAUUAAAGCAGAAGUUGAAGUGAAACAACAAGAGUGUGAAAAUGAUCUGCGUAAAGCAGAACCAGCAUUGAUUGCCGCCCAAGAAGCCUUGAACACACUGAAUAAAAAUAACUUGUCUGAAUUGAAGGCAUUGACUAGUCCACCACCAGAUGUUGUGACUGUUUGUUCCGCUGUCAUGUGUUUAUUCGCCAUGGAUGGUCGACUGCCAAAGGAUAGAAGUUGGAAAGCUGCUAAAGCUGGUAUCAUGUCUAAAGCGGAUCAAUUUUUAAGUAAUCUCUUAAAUUACGACAAGGAGAAUAUGUCAGCGAAUAGUAAGGCUGCAGCUUCAGAGUAUGUUAAAAUGCCAAAUUUUGAUCCUGAUGUAAUUCGGACUAAAUCGUUGGCUGCUGCUGGUCUCUGUUCAUGGGUAAUCAAUAUCCUGAAAUUUCAUGAUGUCUACUGUGAAGUAAAACCGAAACGUGAUGCCUUGGAUGCAGCCAACGAAGAAUUACGUCAAGCUACGGAGAAACUUGAAGGUUUACAAAAGAAAAUCGCUGUGCUUGAAGCAUCGUUAGCUGAGUUAACAGCCAACUUCCGUGAGGCUACUGAAGAAAAGUUACGCUGUCAACAAGAAGCUGAUUUUACGGCUAAAACAUUAGAUUUAGCCAAUCGAUUGGUGAAUGGUUUUGCCUCAGAAAAUAUAAGAUGGGCAAAUCAAGUUGAAGAAUUAAAGGUACUCGGUGAGACAGUUGUCGGAGAUGUUUUAAUAACAACAAGUUUUAUCUCUUAUUUUGGUUAUUUAAGUCGAACAUUUCGUCAACAGCUGUUGAAUGUUAAAUUGUGGCCAUUUCUGAAAAGUCUCCAGGUACCAAUACCUGUACGUAAUGGAAUAGAUCCUUUAGAUAUGCUGAUUGAUGAUGCAAUCAUUGCAACAUGGAAUAAUCAAUCUUUACCAGAGGAUCGUAUGUCUAUUGAAAAUGCUACAAUAUUUACAUUUUGUGAACGUUGGCCAUUGUGUGUUGAUCCCCAGUUACAAGCGAUUAAAUGGAUCAAGGUUAAAUAUGGCAAUGAAUUAGUCGUUACACGGCUUGGCGCUAAAAAUUGUUUAGAACAAAUUGAAUUAGCUAUUACAGAUGGACGUGUUGUAUUAAUUGAAAAUAUCGGUGAGACUAUUGAUCCUAUUCUAGAUCCUGUAAUUGGACGGCAGACAAUUAAAAAAGGUCGAUUUAUCCUACUGGGUGAUAAAGAAAUCCCAUACAAUGCUAAUUUCCGUUUAAUUCUACAAACAAAACUAGCCAAUCCACAUUAUCAACCAGAAUUACAAGCACAAGCCACACUGAUCAACUUCACAGUAACACGUGAUGGUUUAGAAGAUCAAUUGUUAGCAACAGUUGUGAGUAAAGAACGUCCAGAUUUAGAAAAGUUAAAAUCUAAUCUAACAAAACAACAAAAUGAAUUUA